Messenger RNA from Pterocles gutturalis (yellow-throated sandgrouse), 1434 nucleotides. RefSeq names its product semaphorin-4D-like. The record is from RefSeq and is a predicted model, not a curated record. Gene Ontology annotation, biological process: neural crest cell migration; positive regulation of GTPase activity; semaphorin-plexin signaling pathway. The annotation marks the transcript as partial. Gene Ontology annotation, molecular function: chemorepellent activity; semaphorin receptor binding. The transcript has 11 exons. NCBI's taxonomy places the organism in Eukaryota, Metazoa, Chordata, Aves, Pterocliformes, Pteroclidae.
AUGGCUCUGUGUGCUUUUUACGCAGUUUGGUGUUUAUUGCCAGAAGUGGCAGUAGCAUUUGGCCCAGUUGUGAGGAUCACAUGGGAACACAGAGAGGUCCAGCUAAUACAUUUUCAUGAAUCAGGAGUGUCAAACUAUUCAACCUUGCUGUUAAGUGAAGACAAAGAUGUUCUGUAUGUAGGAGCCAGAGAAGUGAUCUUUGCAUUAAACGCAGCGAAUAUUGCUGAAAAGCAGCACGAGUUACACUGGAAGGUCACUGAAGAUAAAAGGACUAAGUGUGCAGUUAAGGGUAAAUCAGAACAGACAGAGUGUCGUAAUUAUGUGCGUGUCUUGCAACAACUGAACUAUACUUUUCUCUAUGUGUGUGGAACUAAUGCCUUUCAGCCAACAUGUGAUUACCUGAAUUUAAUUUCAUUUGAACUUGAAGGUAAAAAUGAAGAUGGUAAGGGCAGAUGUCCAUUUGAUCCUGCUCAAAGCUACACAUCUGUUAUGGUUGAUGAGGAGCUUUAUUCUGGGACUUCUUAUAACUUCUUGGGAAGUGAACCUAUCAUUUCACGGCACUCUCAUCAGAGCCCUCUGAGAACAGAGUAUGCUAUACCUUGGCUUAAUGAGCCCAAUUUUGUUUUUGCUGAUGUGAUAAGAGAAGAUCAAAACAGCACAGAUGGAGAUGAUGACAAAAUCUACUUCUUUUUCACCGAGGUGUCUGUGGAGUAUGAAUUUGUUGGAAAAUUGAUGAUUCCAAGAAUAGCUAGAGUGUGCAAGAGGGACCAAGGAGGAUUAAGGACCUUGCAGAAAAAAUGGACUUCCUUUCUCAAGGCCAGAUUGAUUUGUACCAUCCCUGAUAAGAAUUUAAUUUUCAAUAUUAUCAAUGAUGUUUUUAUUCUCAAGUCUCCUACUUUGAAGGAACCGGUGAUAUAUGGAGUCUUCACCCCUCAACUGAAUAAUGUGGGGCUGUCCGCGGUGUGUGCAUACAAUCUGUCUACUGUAGAAGAGGUUUUCUCAAAAGGAAAAUAUAUGCAGAGUGCUACAGUAGAACAGUCUCAUACAAAAUGGGUACGAUACAAUGGGGAAAUUCCUAAUCCUCGACCUGGUGCGUGUAUAAACAAUGAAGCCAGAGCAUCAAACUACAUGAGUUCUCUGAAUUUGCCAGAUAAAACAUUGCAGUUUGUUAAAGAUCAUCCUUUAAUGGAUGACUCAGUGACUCCAAUAGGAGACAGACCUCGACUGGUAAAACGAGAUGUGAAGUAUACCCAGAUUGUGGUAGACAGAGUGAGAGCACUUAAUGGCACCAUAUACGAUGUUAUGUUCAUCAGUACAGAUCGAGGAGCCGUGCACAAAGCUAUCAGCUAUGAAAAUGGAAUGCAUAUUAUUGAAGAAACACAGCUUUUUCCAAACUCUGAGCCUGUACAAACUCUCUUGCUUUCAUCCAAAAAA